AUGCUAGCCAUCAAGGGCAACACUUCUCUCCUCAACGCCCUAAACAAAGCGACCAAUCGAUUAUCAUCUCUCCGAUAUCUCGAGCUCGAUGUUCUCCCAGCCAUCCCGCCAGUCGUAUAUGCUCAUUCUCCAGAUCUCACCUUCUACAACGCGCCUCAGCUUUCCGAAGUCGUUAUGAAAAGCUCCCCAUCCUCAAAAGUAGUUAUUCCUUGGUCGCAGCUACUCUCCUUCAGACACGACAAAUCAGGGAUCUCCCGAGCACACUACGUCCUUGCACUUACGAGUCGCCUUGUUUCCUUGGACCUUCGCGCACUGGAUCUCAAGGAGACGAUGCCCCAGGGCACGUUGUUUACCCUCCAAUCACUUCAAAUAUCCUUUGCUGAUCAAGCCUUCGCGAAUUGUCUUUUUGACCGGCUAAUACUGCCCUCAUUAAGAUCAGUGUCGCUCACCAAACCUCCGGCUGGCCUUCUGGACUCCUUCACAAGGAUGAAUAUCGGAUUAUUCCCCAACAGCAAGCUGGAGCGAAUGUCUAUUUACAGCUGCAAACUCCAACCAGAGGAGCUUGCUUCCCUGCUGUUCGUAUUGUCCCGUCUCAGAUCAUUGCGUAUACCAUUUCCUCCGGAAAUCGAUCUCAUCACGUUGAAUAAACGAGGGACCACAUUCGCUCCUCGCCUCGAGAAAAUCGUUCUGGAUGUCGAUGCAGAAACCAUCCGAGAUCGAAUCACAUAUAUCUACAUGCUUGCAGAACACCGCUGCGAGCUCGAUGGGGAGCCGAGCGCAUCGCCGGCUAGUCCGAUGAUAAAGCACUUUGAACUCCAUUUGAACCAUCCGAAAACGAGUGUUCGAAGAUGUCAUUUCUUCGAAGUUCUGAAUCAUGGGCGAAUGGAAGCUUUUUCCGGCAUCCCACUGAGCGAUAUAUGGACUCUUCCGCGGAUAGGUAGUAUCCUGCGGGAACAAAUCCUAGACGCACAAACCUCACCGCUCUCAGAAGUGGCGCAGCCGCGGGAUUGGAAAGCGGUUCGUCAGGCCUUUGACGACUUGGAACACAUCGCUACAACAAACAAGGGUUAUGUAAAGCACUUCCUGACGUGUGGUAUUCCCACCGACUUGUACCGUAUUGCCACUGUGAACGGUGUCAACAUCGCCGUCAACGAGCACAAAUUUCCCCAACGGGCUCGCGCCCUCCUCGAGUCGUGGAUCCCCGAUCUCCUGCUUGAGGCUCCCCGCCGUCGGUGGCGCAUAACCGGCAACUCGCUCGCCUACUCCAACUCGCUAGUCUACGUUCCCAAACACGACCCGUUUCGAGAAUCCCCGGACUCUCUACAAAUGUUUUUUGGCGAGGGAUGGAAAGGCCUUGAGGUACCAUCUGUGAAGUUUGCCUUCGAUGUGGCAAUGGCUCCGCCCACAAAGACUCGGAUUCGGAGGGCACCUAUCCCAGCGCUGACCAGCGCGCUCACCACCGCGUCAUUUUGUUCCUUCGUCGUAUUAGCCACGCUGUUCAGAAUUUAG
This is a messenger RNA of Cyclocybe aegerita, 1509 nucleotides long. The record is from the annotation of a GenBank genome assembly. Lineage: Eukaryota; Fungi; Basidiomycota; Agaricomycetes; Agaricales; Hemipholiotaceae.